Molecule: messenger RNA, 2959 nt
Organism: Humulus lupulus (European hop)
Lineage: Eukaryota; Viridiplantae; Streptophyta; Magnoliopsida; Rosales; Cannabaceae
Product: probable serine/threonine-protein kinase WNK4
Exons: 7
Coding region: 709-2589 (626 amino acids)
Biological process (GO): protein phosphorylation; intracellular signal transduction
Cellular component (GO): cytoplasm
Molecular function (GO): ATP binding; protein serine/threonine kinase activity
Source: RefSeq, a predicted model, not a curated record
UAUGGUUCCGUUCCAAUCUUUCUCUUCUUACAAUUACAUUACAUACUAAUAAUUAAAAUAAAUUAGAAAGAUCAGAAUCUGUUUUCUCUGUUUUAAAACUCACAAAUGGUUCCCACAAAGCAGCGGUGUCCUAGAUUCUUCAAGUUCCGUAACACUAACAACACCCAAAUCUCUAUUCUCAUUAGUUUUUGAUAGUUUCUAUCUUUUCUUCUUUGGUUGGAUUUCCCAAACUGUCCCCACAAGUUCCUCAAAGCACUAGUUUAUCUAUUUUUUUUGGUCAGAAGUUCCUCAAGUAGUAUAGUAUAAUCAGUUGUCGUUUUCAAGUGUUUGUGUGUAGUUUUUGGUUGUCGUUUGGGAUUGAGAAAAGUCAUAACAGAACUAGAUGGUUGUUGUUGGUAUUGGCAGUAAAUACUACGACGUCGUACGUUUGGUGGUAGUGGGAAUGGGUUGGAUUAUGCUGAGGAUUGAUUACUCAAGGCUAUUCUGGCUUCUCUUCGGUGUUUACUCUUAUGAAAAUCACGAGGGAAAGCCUCGGAUUUAAUUCUUUCUUUCUUCACUCCCUUCCCUACUUAAAUUAAAUUAAUUAAUCAUUAUUAUCGCUUUUCCUUAAUUAGUUAAACCGUUUUCUUUUUAACUUCAAAAGAAACCCCCCGCAAAAAAAAAAAAAAAAAAAGAAGAAAAAAACAUUCGAAGAACAAAAAGAACAACAUGUACAAGAAAAAACAACUUCUUGUUGGACAUGAAGACGAGGCUAACAGAAGCGCUUAUGUCGAAACCGAUCCCACUGGUCGGUAUGGUCGGAUUGAAGAAGUUCUUGGGAAAGGAGCAAUGAAAACUGUGUACAAGGCAAUAGAUGAGAAGCUCGGAAUGGAGGUGGCAUGGAGCCAAGUCAAACUGAAUGAAGUCCUUAGAUCACCAGAUGAUUUACAGCGACUCUAUUCUGAAGUUCAUCUCCUCAGCACGCUCAAUCAUGACUCUAUCAUUAAAUUCUACACCUCUUGGAUAGAUGUUGAUAAUAGAACUUUCAAUUUCAUCACCGAAAUGUUCACUUCUGGGACCUUAAGAGAAUACAGAAGAAAAUACAAGAGGCUGGAUGUCCGGGCCAUUAAGAAUUGGUCUCGACAGAUUCUAAAGGGUCUUGUUUACCUUCACGGCAAUGACCCUCCUGUUAUUCAUAGAGAUCUCAAGUGUGACAACAUUUUUGUAAAUGGUCAUCUUGGACAGGUCAAGAUUGGUGAUCUGGGUCUUGCUGCAAUUCUUCGUGGCUCUCAAUCAGCACACAGUGUCAUAGGCACUCCAGAGUUCAUGGCACCGGAAUUGUAUGAGGAAGAUUACAAUGAGCUCGUUGAUGUUUACUCAUUUGGGAUGUGUGUUUUGGAGAUGUUUACUUCUGAAUAUCCUUACAGUGAAUGUUCCAAUCCAGCUCAAAUUUACAAGAAAGUGACCUCGGGGAAGCUGCCAGCAGCAUUCUACAAGAUUCAAGACUUUGAAGCUCAACGUUUCAUUGGGAAAUGCUUAGUCAGUGCUUCAAAGAGAUUAUCAGCAAAAGAACUAUUGCUUGAUCCGUUUCUGGCCUGCAAUGAUGAUGAUAUUGAAUUGCAAAAAGGAAGAAAUCAGAAACCAUUUCUGAAUGACAAAGAAAUGGGAAAAUUGAGAUUGAGUGAUGCUUUGCCCCGGACUGAGAUGAAAAUCACAGGGAAGCUGAAUCCUGAAGAUGAUACCAUAUUUCUCAAAGUUCAAUUUGCUGAUAAAGAUGGUUCUCUUAGGAACAUAUUCUUCCCCUUUGACAUUGUUAGUGACACUCCACUAGAUGUUGCCACAGAGAUGGUAAAAGAAUUGGAGAUCACUGAUUGGGAGCCAUUUGAAAUCGCGAAAAUGAUACAAGAGGAGAUAUCUUCUCUACUUCCACAUUGGCAAGAAGAAACAUAUGAUACUAUUAAUUAUCAUGACAAUGAUGAUAAUGAUGGUACUCAUCAUCCGUUCUACUCUUUCUCCUCAUGUUCAUCAUCCCAGGCAUCUAUAUCAGGCUUGAUCACCUCUAAUGGGAUUGACCAAAUGGCAAAUCGAGGCGAUUGGCUUCAAGAUGAUUUGCUUGAUGAUACCAGCUCUGUAAGUUCUUCACACUCAGGAACUUAUUCCAACUUGAAUUAUCUCUCUGGAGAUGAGAAAGAGACCAAUACAAUCCCAACAAUAGGAGACAAACUUCCCAACAAUGUAAAGAGUCAUAACUCCACAAGAUUUUGUCCUGAAGAAAACCACAAGGCAAGUCAAUCUUCAGUUCAGAAGUACAAUGAGCAGCUCAAAGCUUUACUAUCAGCCCCUACUUCAAAGGAAAAGCAUAAAAUGGUCGCUAUGGAUAGCCUUAAACUGAUGAGGAACAGAUCAUUAGUUGACAUACGCAGUCAAUUGCUACACCGGUCGUUGGUUGAGGAAGUUUACAAGAGACGGCUGUUUAAUACCAUUGGAGCUGUCGAAAACAUCGGGUUUCAGGAUCCUUGUGAUGUUUCAAGAUCAGCAGGUGGUGCUGCUCAUAACCAUAAAAGAACUUCAAAAAAUGUAAAGGGUCAACAUCCAAGUAGAAGAGCUUAAGAUCCUCAUGAUUGAAGUCAAGUUAAGUUUGCUUAAAGGAGAAAAGAAGAGAUAUUUAGUGAAGAUGCAAGGAAACUAAAUUCUCGAAUUUAUAGUUGAUCUUCGCAACAAAGAUGCAGCCUUCACUUUUUAUGUAGAGUUUUGGCAUGAUUUAUUGUAAAUAUGCUACUUAAAGUUGCAAUGUGAGAAGAGAACCCAAUGAAAUAACUUGAGGUUCUUAAAAUGUGGCGAUGUGUUUCUCUUCUCGUGUUCAAUAUUGUAUAAAACUAAAAAAGUUGUAAUAUUAUCUUUUAUCAGCAAGGAUGGGAUUAAUCUCCUUAAUCCUUAGCCUCCCUUAAAAAAUAAAAAAGAUAAAAAUGCUUAAUUUGCA